This is a messenger RNA of Zootermopsis nevadensis, 3746 nucleotides long. It is a transcript of the gene Med, whose product is annotated as Smad/Smad4 homolog Medea. Gene Ontology annotation, biological process: regulation of transcription by RNA polymerase II; SMAD protein signal transduction; cell differentiation. The record is from RefSeq and is a predicted model, not a curated record. Gene Ontology annotation, molecular function: RNA polymerase II cis-regulatory region sequence-specific DNA binding; DNA-binding transcription factor activity, RNA polymerase II-specific; I-SMAD binding. NCBI's taxonomy places the organism in Eukaryota, Metazoa, Arthropoda, Insecta, Blattodea, Termopsidae. Gene Ontology annotation, cellular component: heteromeric SMAD protein complex.
UUUGCGAGCAGAUGAAAUUCACGAUAGCCAACCAAAUGAAAUAGGAUGGGGAUGAUUUUAAAAUUUAAGGAUAAAGUUGCUGUGAAAAGUUAUCCUGCCGUAAAGUUAGGACCUAAAUAAUAUUUCUGAUGAUAUUAAUUGAGAAGUUUUGAUUCGGAAGUGAUAUGUUGCAAAUUAAAUUCUCCGUUUAAUGUUUUUACAGGGACAAUGAAGAAAUCAGGUUGUCAGUUUUGACCAAAUGCGACAUCUGCGGAGCUUUGUUUCUAAAGGAUUUAGUGGAAGUUUUUUGCACUUUAUAAUUGUUAUUUGUUAAGUUCCAUAUAGAACACAUAGGUUCAGUACAGAGACUUGAGUAGGACCAUAAAGUGUUUUUUCUUGGGUGUAGAUCUGUACUUACAUUACUUUUAAACUUUUGGAAAGUCCUCAAGAAUGGUAGGCUUGGCUGGCGGUGGACACCUCUACAACCCUGCGGCAACAGCAGAAGGUUUGGUUUUUCUGUGAACAAUCAUUUAAUGAGAAACGCGUUACUUUGAAGAUUUCCGUGUUAUGAGAAUGUGAAAACAUGUAACUGCAAAUAUAUUUAUAGUGACAAUAAUUUUAAAGUAUCUUACAUAAGGUAAAUGUGAUAACUCAUUAAAACUGUAAUAUUCAAGAUUAGUGGAAUCUUUUCUCCUACACUCAACCAGUUUGAAGUAGGCCUAGGAAGACAUAAGGUACAAGAGAUGACGGCCAUGACAUCAAAUGCUCCGACAUCUGCAGAUGCAUGUCUUAGUAUUGUGCACAGCCUCAUGUGUCAUCGUCAAGGUGGUGAAUCAGAAGGGUUUGCCAAGCGAGCUAUUGAAAGUCUAGUAAAGAAGUUAAAGGAAAAGCGUGAUGAACUGGAUAGUUUAAUAACAGCUAUUACAACCAAUGGAGCUCAUCCAAGCAAGUGUGUAACUAUACAGCGAACACUGGAUGGCAGGCUUCAGGUUGCAGGACGCAAGGGAUUUCCACAUGUCAUCUAUGCACGGAUAUGGCGAUGGCCAGAUCUGCACAAGAAUGAGUUGAAGCACGUGAAAUAUUGCCAGUUUGCAUUCGACUUGAAGUGUGAUUCAGUAUGUGUAAACCCAUACCACUAUGAACGUGUGGUAUCACCAGGAAUAGAUCUGUCUGGGUUGUCUCUACAAUCUGGACCAAGUCGGUUGGUGAAAGAUGAGUACUCUGCUGGUGUGGUGGGAGGUAGUGGCAUGGAAGUGGAUGGAGAUGUAGGAGUGAGUCAUACUGUACCACAAACAAUACAGCAUCAUCCUCCCCCACCCCAGUUCUCUCUCGGCCUACAGCAGCAACAGACAGCAGGUGACUCGGUUACUCUGUUUGGAGCUCCUGGGGCUGGGCGGAACACCAAGAUGGAGCCACCACCACCAGAUACCUGCCCACGAUCCACAUGGGUGCCUACUAGGCUGUCACAUUCUUCUGGUUCUGCUGGUCAUGGUUUGGUGCAUACAGUUGCAUCUCCUACAAGUGGCACACCAAAUACAAUGACUUCCCAGCAGGCUUCUAUGACCUCUUCACAAUCCACAGUUGUACCAGGUCCCAUGGUAUCCCCCACACAAACAUCAAGUACACCUGGGCCAGGUUCCUUCUUUGGAGCAGACAGUUUGUCAUCUGGUGGGGACACAAAAGCUGUGCUUGCUGCAUCACUCAGUAGUAGCCAGCAACAGAGCCCCACAGCUGCACCACUCUCACCUCAUCUGCAGCAGAAUGGCUUCACGAACUCUGGUACACUUAGUAAUACAUCACCAAACCAACAACAGCAGCAGCAACCAUUUACUGGAGCUCAGGGAACUUGGACUGGUAAUAAUACUCUGACUUAUACCCAAAGUAUGCAGCCACCUGAUCCUCGUUCACAUCACCCUGGAUAUUGGGGCCACAGUGCAGCUCAGCUUGGCUCAGAUGUUGCUCUAACAGGUUUGCUGUCAACUCAGCCUGCACCAGAGUAUUGGUGUUCCGUGGCGUACUUUGAGUUGGACACACAAGUUGGUGAAACAUUCAAGGUGCCAUCCUCAUUACCUAAUGUGACAGUAGAUGGUUAUGUUGAUCCUUCAGGAGGCAACCGGUUCUGCCUGGGAGCACUUAGCAAUGUACAUCGCACAGAACAGAGUGAAAAGGCUAGAUUACACAUUGGUAAAGGUGUGCAGCUGGAUUUAAGAGGUGAAGGAGAUGUAUGGUUGCGCUGUCUCAGUGACCAUUCGGUCUUUGUACAAAGUUACUACCUGGAUCGAGAAGCUGGGCGGGCUCCUGGUGAUGCUGUGCAUAAGAUCUAUCCAAGUGCAUAUAUCAAGGUAUUUGAUCUUCGGCAGUGUCAUCGGCAGAUGCAGCAGCAGGCCGCAACUGCUCAAGCAGCAGCAGCUGCCCAAGCUGCAGCUGUGGCAGGCCAUAUCCCAGGACCACACUCUGUUGGUGGCAUUGCCCCAGCUAUCAGUCUGAGUGCGGCAGCAGGUAUUGGUGUGGAUGACCUGCGGAGGUUGUGUAUCCUAAGGCUUAGUUUUGUGAAAGGCUGGGGACCUGACUACCCCAGACAAUCCAUCAAAGAGACUCCCUGCUGGAUUGAGGUACACUUACAUCGUGCUUUACAGCUGCUGGAUGAGGUUCUUCACACGAUGCCAAUUGACGGGCCUCGAGGCAUAGAGUGAAUGUGAGAUGUACUUCUAUACUCAAACUGACAUAAUGCACUGCCAUAUGUAUUUAUACUCAUCACACUGAAUCAUGACAUGUGAUGUUAUUGACAGUAGAGCAGUCUCAUUUGUUGGUAGGGGUGGGAGUGAUAGGGCUUUUUCAGUUGUUAUAAUUUUUAUUUAAUAUUACUGACAUUAGCCUUUAAAAUAGUGAUUUUUCUCUUUCUUCCAGUUCAGUGUAAAGGUUUUCACCAUAAAAGAUGUUGUUUGGAACUAUGUUCUUUGAGACACAAACUUCAUACAUUUUAUAUGUAUGAGUAUGGGAUUGUGGCUGUUGCCAUUUCUUACUCCAUUUCUAUUCUCUUCAGUCAUGCCAGUCUCCUUGAAAUCCCAUACGUUACAUGGUUCCUUGACAUUUUCCUUCCAUCUUCUCUUUCGUCUACCUUCCUACUUUUUGUACACGCCCAAUUGUAUCUUAUUUGCCAGUCUAUUUCCCCUAUCCUCUGCAAGUGUCCACACUAUAUAUUCACUACUUUCAUCAGUCAAUCCUUCCACUUCCAUUUUCUGCCUCGUUUCAUUAUGAUUUAAUUAAUUGAAAUAAGGAACAAAAGUUGAAAUCCUUCUGAAUUGAAGUGUGUGGGAACUGGAAGUUGCAGUGAAUGGUUUGUUACAUCACAUGGUGUUAGAAUAUGAAUUUUAUAUGAGUUUGAAGACUUGCAGAUAGUUAUAGUUCAGUCUGUUCAGAAGAUACAUUGGACAUUAUUUUUGCCCAUAAUAUGAAUUGUUAGUGUUACUGACUUAAAGGGUUACUUAAACAGCAUUGUUCCGUAAGUGCAGCAUUCUGUACGUAGAUAUGUGCCAUGUCUAUUACUCUAAUAAUUUUUUUAAGUUGUUCAGUACAGAUGAAAUCUGUGUUGUUAUGAUUAAUAGUUUUAUGUUAAUCAGAAUGUACGAGUGAGCCUGAGAGAAUGAUACCUAGGAGACUUAUAGAUACAGCAUUUUUGCUGUCCCUUUUCUUAAUAUUGACUCAUUUGCAAAGGAGUAUUGACAUAACCAAAAUUUAGUUUUAUCAUGAUUACAGUGAAACCUCUA